UCCCGCCCUGUUUUCCCCAGUGCUAAAUGAGAGCCUAACCCUCAGUCAGUGUAAAGCAGGCUUGUUACUAUUACUACUUUUAAGUUAUUAUUUACAAAGAGGUGGGCCGCGCUGUGGGUGAUUGACUGACCCGUGAAACGUUAGCUGACACAGCUGUGACAUAGGCAUUCGUCCACAUGACGAUUAAAUGUGUUGAAUUGAACGUUGGAACACUCCACAUGACGAGAGUAUUACAACACAGAUAAAGCCUUCUUCACGUGGGCGUGAUCUAUAGCCUGUCCAAAGUUCACUUUAGGAUAUUGUGCAACUGUUCAGGGCAACCCAUGUGUUGUGCUUUAAAGAAACUUUUGGACACGACAGCACUGUUUUUGCACGAGGCCGAAUCAUGCAGAUCAACAUUUGGGGGAUCCUCAUUGCUUGCUUUGCAGUCACUCUUGACUUUUCCAGCUGUUUUGUCAACAAAUCCAGGCCAAGUAUACCAAGGAUUGCCAAAUACUUUGGCACAAAAGGGCGGUAUGAGGAAGUGAACCCCUAUCUUUUAGAAGACAUCUUGGCUGUCAACACAUCCAUCCUGCGGCCUCCGUUUCCAAAAUGUCGUCCCAUCCAUCUGACCGCCAUUAUAAGACACGGCACGAGAUACCCGACGGGCAGUAUCUUCAAGCAUAUGCAACAGAUGUACGAGGCGGUAAAAAGCGCCACGCCCGGCAAAGAGAGCUGGGUCUGUGAGAUCCAGAACCAAUGGAGGAUGUGGUAUCCUCAGAACACGGAUGGCCGGUUGGCCCGGAAAGGCGUGGAUGAUCACAAACAUCUGGCAGUCAGGCUGUCCAAGCUGUUCCCCUCGCUGCUUUCGGAGGAGAACCUUCGAGGAGGAUUCGUGAAGUUUAUAAGCAGCUCCAAACACAGAUGCAUCAACAGCACUCUGUCCUUCAUGGCAGGCCUUACCGAGCUGUGGGAUAUUCAAGAUCAGACAUUUGACUACGAGGUGAACGACGCACUCAUGAAGUAUUUUAUCCACUGCACCAAAUUUUUGGAGGACGUCGUCAGGAACCCCUCAGCCCUGUUGGAGAUCGACAAGUUCAAAGAAGGACCGGAGAUGAGGAGGGUCCGGGAGAAGAUAGGGUACCAACUCAGAGUCCCCUAUAAGAACAUCACAGCCGACAUGGCUGACGCUGUAAUGAACUUCUGUGCCUACGGCUUGGCCAUCAAGAACGUCAACUCUCCCUGGUGCGAGUGCUUGGACGAGGCUGAUGCUCAGGUAGUGGAGUAUACAAAUGACUUGAGGCAGUUCUGGAAGAGAGGCUAUGGUUAUGAUAUUAACAGAAAGUCAAGCUGUAUUCUUUUCCAUGAUGUCUUCAGUCGUUUGGACAAAGUAGUCAGCGAGAACAUGUCCGGCCAGCAGGUGACCGAAGCAGUGACGAUCCAAGUAGGCCACGGGGAGACCCUCCUCCCGCUGUACACCCUCCUGGGCUUCUUCAAGGACGACGAACCCCUGACCUCGUCAAACUACGCCACCCAAACCCAACGAUCUUUCCGCCCCAGCUUUGUGCUACCAUACACGGCUAACCUGCUACUAGCGCUGUACGACUGCGGGGAAGGAGACUUGAGGUUGCAGCCGCUCAUCAAUGAGAACCCAGUGACCUUCCCUGGUUUGCCUGAAGGUCAGGAGGCGUCCAUGCCGCUGUAUCGAGACGUCAGAGAACACUACAAGGAACUGAUCCGCGGAUGUGACUUUGAGACAGAGUGUGAACUGUUUACUAGGCCUAAUCAGUUUUCAAUCAAGGAUGCCUUGUAGAAGCUACGACCUCUUAAAUGAAAACUGAAAACCGUGGAGCUAAAACAAGAGCUGAACAACAGAAUUUUUUUACGUAAAAAAUGUAUCAAAACAAAUGACACAAAAGAAGGGUCAGGGUAAUACAAAAAAAUGAUCAAUAGGAAUAAAUAGGAAUAGGAAUCACAUUGUUUACAUCACAACUGCACGAACGUGUAUUACUCUACUAAUACAGUGGUACAUUGAGAUAAGAGUUUAACCCCUCAAAUCAUUUUUCCCCAUUGAAAUAAAUAGAAAUGGCAUUAAUCUGUUCCAGCACCCCCCAAAAAAAUCUAUCAUAGAUUUUAAUGAGGAAAAAUAGCAUGUCAUAAUAUUGUACUGUAUUUAAAAAAAACAUAAGAAAUACAAUAUAAAGAAUUAAACAGUUUGUGCAUCAUUGAUUUAAUGCUGCAAUCCAAUACAUGGUGCUGCUCCUUCUCGCGUGCCUGCAUUGGCCACCGGGAGGCAGUAUAAUACUACAGGCAUAAAGUCACAAACUAAAAAGAAUAGUACUUUUAACGGGACAAGCCGCAAGCAAAAGAGGAAGACAACUAAGUGAGAUGGUGUAAUAUUUUUUUUUCAUAGGGGAUAAGGAAUAUAUGUGGCUGUGAGUAUUGUUAUAUUCCCUGUCUACAUGUGUUGCUCUGCUGUUGUGUGACUUCGUAAAAUGCUAUAGUAUUAGUUGUUUUUCAUAGGGGAUAAGGAAUAUAUGCUUGUGAGUAUUGUUAUAUUCCCUGUCUACAUGUGUUGCUCUGCUGUUGUGUGACUUCGUAAAAUGCUAUAGUAUUAGUUGUUUUUCAUAGGGGAUAAGGAAUAUAUGCUUGUGAGUAUUGUUAUAUUCCCUGUCUAGAUGUAUUGCUCCACGGUUUGUGUUUUGCAUUGUUAGCAUUAAAACUAAGCGGACUAA
Molecule: messenger RNA, 2714 nt
Organism: Phycodurus eques (leafy seadragon)
Lineage: Eukaryota; Metazoa; Chordata; Actinopteri; Syngnathiformes; Syngnathidae
Product: multiple inositol polyphosphate phosphatase 1-like
Exons: 6
Coding region: 386-1792 (468 amino acids)
Molecular function (GO): inositol phosphate phosphatase activity; acid phosphatase activity
Source: RefSeq, a predicted model, not a curated record